AUGGUGGAUGCCGGUGUUAAAGAGUGUAAUAACACCAUAAAUGGGAGGAACCAAUUUGUGUUUUUAGUUUUUGUUCAUUUAUUGCUGAUCGGACUAAAUGGAACUAAUGCACAAAAUCGAGCUCCACGAAUCAAAGAACAUCCUUCAAACACAGUCUCCGGACGAAGCGAACCCGCAACAUUAAGAUGCGUUGUGGAAGGUCGACCAAAACCUUCCGUGCAGUGGUUCAAGGACGGAUCUCCUUUGCCCCCGGCUGAAGAUGGACAUAGGGUCUUACUGGAAGAUGGAUUACUGUUUCUAAGGGUAAAUCGAGGGAAGAAAGAGAGUGAUGAGGGGAUUUAUUGGUGUGUGGCUCGCAAUAUAGCCGGGGAGGCUGUAAGUCAGAACGCUUCAUUAAAUGUUGCCGUUUUACGCGAUGACUUCAGAGUAGAGCCACGGGAUGUUCAGGUGGCUGCAGGAGAACCUGCUUUGUUAGAAUGUGUUCCUCCUCGGGGCGUUCCGGAUCCUUCAGUGCAUUGGUUAAAAGAUGGCGAAGCGUAUGACGUUGAAGUUAACGGAAGGGUAACCGUCACGGAGACUGGAAGUUUGAAAAUACUUGAAACCCUACCAAAUGACAGUGGACUGUUUAGAUGUGUCGCUUCGAAUAUUGCUGGGGAGAGACAAUCGCGAGCGGCCGCGUUAAUUGUUUUGAGGAGACCGCACUUUGUAAUAAAACCUAGCAACAUUACAGCCUUAGUUGGCCAGAACGUAGAAUUCAAUUGUCAGAGUUACGAUGCGAGCGUAAAAAUAACAUGGGUGAAGGAAGAUGGUGGGUUGCCUUCACAUGCAACAAUAAUCCGGGGACUAUUACGGUUGGAACAGGUGUCCGCAUCCGAUGCGGGUAUCUAUUCCUGCCGAGCCGAUAGCCAUGCCGGCACGAGUAUAGCCAGCGCAUCUCUAACCGUAUACUCUUUACCGCACUUCACGCAGAUACCAUCCAAUUUGACCGCAUGGGAGGGUGAUGUGGUAUCUAUUCCAUGUGAAGCAAAAGGCUUACCAACGCCGACUACUUUCUGGAUUUUAGAAAGUACAGAGGAUUCCCUUCUAUUUCCUGAAUGCACAAGAAGUAAUUCAAGUUUAUUAUAUUUGGAUGGAGCAAAAGUAGAACACGGCGGAAGGGUUAUCUGUGUAGCCGUAAAUGCCGCUGGCAGUGUUAUGCAAGAAGCUUAUCUAAAUGUGUUAAAGAAAACCAAUAAUCCAUUGAAAGUACAUCUCAGUGACGAAAACUUUGGUCAUAAUUACGAACACGAGGUUCGUAUGACAGAAUACGAGUUCCUCCAAGCGAGGAAGUAUUUACAACAAAAUGUUUUAGUCCUAAGAAGGGUGGAAACUUUGUCGUCGACUUCACUUAAAGUUGUAUGGGACGUAUUAACUGAUUAUAACGAAUAUUUGGAAGGAGUUAAAAUUUGGUACAACGGUACAUCUAUGAAUUGGCGCAAUAGUACUGAGGAAGUCACAGUUUUUAAUACGUCACAAGUGGAAUCGUGCUCUAAUGGAUCCCUGACAAUUGUUGAUAACAGUGGGUCAUCGAGUUACGUUUUAUCUGGGUUGUUGGCGUACAUGCAGUACGAUAUAUUCCUUAUGCCUUUUUAUAAAAUGUUGUUGGGAAAACCGUCAAAUUCUAUGAUGGGCUACACUGACGAGGAUGUGCCAUCUGUUCCACCCCAAAGUGUAACAGCGGGUGUAAUUAACGCAACCUCUGCCUGGAUACGAUGGGAACCACCACCUGCAAAUACGUGGAAUGGAGAACUUACUGGAUACUUGAUCGAGAUCCGCGUGGGCAGCGGCAGCAGCGGUCGCGUGGUGGGCCAGAUGUCGCUGGGCGCGCGCACCCGCGCCGCGGCCGCGAGCUCGCUGCGCGCGGGCGGCCGCUACAGCGCGCGCGCCGCCGCCGCCACGCGCCGCGGCCGCGGGCCCUUCAGCGCGCCCGCCGCCAUACACAUGGCGCCCACGCACUCGCAGCGGCAUUACGUGCAGACUGAACCACCAAAUGAUGGGACUAUUCCGCAUUUAUUACAAGAGACAUGGUUACUCGCGUUAGCCCUAACUCUGUUCUCCGUCAUUGUAAUUGGUAUAGUUUGUAUCUAUUACAUAAAGCGUCGUAACAACAUACAGAGAAAAAAGUCAACUGGUCAAUCUAUUGUAACGGCGCAGCAGUGUCUAUUGAAUAAAGACACGAUCUGGCUCAGAGAUCGGCCGGUGUUCGCGCCUCCUGACUCUACGUUAGAAAUUAGUGGAUGUCAUCAAAGUCUUUUACAAGGCGGCCAGUCACCUAACAUUUUGAAUAUUGAGCCAGAAUAUUGUCUACCGCAGAAUUCUAUCCAGGGCAUGGAUGCUUCGAGUGUAGACCGAAUAAAAAGGGGGCCACCGGAACCUUACGCUUCCAGUGCUAUUUACACUGAACUCAAUUUCAAGGACAAUGCAGACAUCGGAGAUGCCCGAAGUUGUCCAGAAAGACGAUCACACAACAAUAGCAUUGUUAGAUCGUGUAACGGUAGCAUUCAAUAUUCCAAUGGCGAAUGUUCGACUUGUUGCCAUAGCACUUCUAGUAGAUCAACGAAAGAUUACAGGGAAUUAAGACACGAGAAUGUCCAUAAUGAUGUCAACGUGGUCGAAGACGAUUGCGCGUCUUGUCAUACGAACCGAUCGGGAUCGAGGAGUAGACAAGAUAAGAGCAAAGUGUGUCCCACGAGUGAUUUAGAAUAUGAUUACCCGCAAUGGCAUUGGUUGGGAAGAGAGAAUAGUUUCAAAAUUCCAAUUCAGACCGGCAGACAUUCGAACGCGGCGCGGUCCGAGCAGGGCUGUCAAAUAAAUCUGAAUGAUAUAUUACCCCCACCGCCGUAUGAGAGUCCCGAAAACAAGAGUCAGAUUAAAUGA
This is a messenger RNA of Melitaea cinxia (Glanville fritillary), 2916 nucleotides long. Its product is annotated as protein sax-3-like. Gene Ontology annotation, cellular component: axon; plasma membrane; neuronal cell body. The coding region runs from base 1 to 2916 and encodes 971 amino acids. Gene Ontology annotation, molecular function: protein binding; axon guidance receptor activity. The record is from RefSeq and is a predicted model, not a curated record. The transcript is spliced from 15 exons. Gene Ontology annotation, biological process: homophilic cell-cell adhesion; synapse organization. NCBI's taxonomy places the organism in Eukaryota, Metazoa, Arthropoda, Insecta, Lepidoptera, Nymphalidae.